AUGGAAUCUACGUGUAUCAAAAUAGAUCUCUUCGAAUUGGAAUAUUUGUGUUUUGCUACUCAGCAUAGGAUGGAACAUGUAUGUGAACAGAAAGGGUGUAAAGAAGGUUAUGUGUCCAUCGAUGGCAAUGAGAAGCUUAGAAGACCAAUGUGUAAAGCGCCUAAAGUGAACGUACAUCUUAAAUUUGGGAUGCCUAGAAUUGUACAGUGUUGCCCGAAUUCUCCGUUGUUUGGAGGAAGCAAUCAGGUUCCUAUUCAAUGUUCGUAUUGUAAUCAUAGUGUCAGAAAAUCAUUUUCUACAUUAUUAGAUUAUAAAGGUGUUAUAAGGAUGGGAGUUAUAAGGAUUAUGUAA
Messenger RNA from Lottia gigantea (owl limpet), 351 nucleotides. RefSeq lists its product as hypothetical. Lineage: Eukaryota; Metazoa; Mollusca; Gastropoda; Lottiidae. The coding region runs from base 1 to 351 and encodes 116 amino acids. The record is from RefSeq and is a predicted model, not a curated record. The transcript is spliced from 5 exons.